Messenger RNA from Aspergillus ibericus CBS 121593, 350 nucleotides. RefSeq lists its product as uncharacterized. Bases 110 to 301 code for a protein of 63 amino acids. The record is from RefSeq and is a predicted model, not a curated record. Lineage: Eukaryota; Fungi; Ascomycota; Eurotiomycetes; Eurotiales; Aspergillaceae. The transcript has a single exon.
GAAUCCAGCUCAGUCCCUCGGGGGGGUGGGGCCUAAGGCCCGGCCAGCACCGCCCUGACAGGCUGCCAACCCAGCAACUCUGCACUUAAGCUCGGUCGAUCGAGCUCCGAUGACUCGUUGGAUGAGAAAGCCGGCCUCUGGGGGGGAACUUUUGCUCCUCAGCUUGGCCAGUUUGUUUUCUGUCAUCUGUCUCGAUUUGCUUUUGAUUCUCUAUUUAUUUUUUACUUUUCUUAUUCGGAUUUCUCCUGUCGAUACUUACUUGAUACCUACCUACGUCACAGUGGACUCGGGGCGUAGGUAGCUCCUCGAUAGAUCGGCCGUGCACAGCACCACCGUUACGUACAUAGUAU